AUGGCCCCAAAUCUUUGUGGAGCGUUUUGCGGACGCUGGGUAUUGUGGAGCUGUGAAGAUGCAGAACUUCAGAGACAGCUUGGUCGCAAUGCUACGACCGAGCCUUUAGUCUUGGUCAUUUCGUCGGCCGAUUCCGAAAAGUUUCGAGUGAUCCAACAGCGGCCCUGGAGAGAUGGCUUGCAGGUUGAAUGCCUCAUGCAGUUGGACAAUGAGCCAAGUGCUGUACCCAAGCCCCUAUGUCUUGGUGACAAGGAUACUUGGAGACACAAGUUUUCAGAUGGCGCAGUGCACAGUGAGCACAAAACCGUCAGCAGUGGCAAGGACAUUUACCUUAGGUCAAAGCUCCUCCUACGUCAUAGUGAAUUGGUGGAGGAGAUUCAAUUGUACGAAGGGCCUUCAGAGAAGAGCAUUGCCAGCGGGACACGCGUCUUUCAGCGAAAUCCCUUCAAGACUUCCUGGAAAGCAGCAGCGGCGCAAUUCUUCUCGGGAACAGAUGUGGAGAAGAAUUUGCAAACCUGCAUCAGCUGGAUGCGCAAAGCCAAGGAACAAGGAGCUGACUUAGUAGUCAUGCCGGAGAACUCCAACCGCGAUCGGAGCUACUUCAAGGACGGCAAACCCAGUCGAGCCAUGUGCUGGGAGCAUUCCGAAACCUUGGAGGGUGCUUUCGUCUCUGGUGUGCGCCGAGCCUGCCGCGACUUGGGCCUUUGGACUUCCUUAGGUGUAGAUCUGCGCGGCAAAAGGGAGCCCGACGUCCACAUUGGCAUCGUCCUCAUCCGCCCAGAUGGAGACAUCGAAGGUGUGGUGAAAAAACAUGUUCUUUGGGACUAUGAAUACACACUCUUUGAACCUGGCGAAGAGCCCUACCAGGUCUUCGACACUGAACUAGGUCGACUGGGCCUGCUGUGCUGUGCCGAUGGAAUCGUCCCCGAAGCUGCUCGUGUCUUGAGCCUCAUGGGAGCGCAGGUGCUGCUGAAUUCCCUCAACAGCCGCGGGCCGGACGAAAUGAGGGUCCACAUUCCUCUGAGGGCAAUCGAGAAUGGUGUAUGGCAUGUUGCCUCCAACACUGUUGGAAACCCCAACACCAUGGGCCUCCUAUGGCCAUGGACGGGCGGUUCAGAGGUCUGCGAUCCCAAAGGUCAGAGGGUGGUUGCCUCGGAAGAACACGACGAUAUGGUGCUGGCAGAGGUCCGACCUAUGGAAGCAGAGAUCAAGCGUAGUAGCUGGGCACAGGACAUUUGGGCGUGCCGUCGACCUGACUUGUAUGGCCUCAUGAUGGCGCCUUUGGAGGCUGUCCCGGCCGCCAAGAUGUACGGCCCUGCACCAGAGGUGUUGCCUUUCCCAGGCCCCGACAAGUUGAAAGUUGCAAUGAUGCAAUUGAGUGCUACCCACACCAAGAAGUGCAGCGAAUGGAUGAUGCAGCGACAGGUCUCAUAUGCAGCUCGCAGGGGAGCUGUUUUGGGUGUUUUGCCGAGCCUUUGGUGCUUCCGCUGUGGUGAAGUGUCCCAAAACCCCCAGCAGGCAGCCAACUACUCCUGCGAGGUGUUGGAGAAGUUGAAAGCUUGGGCCAAGGAGUCAGCUAUGUUUCUCUGCUGCAGCCUCGUGGAGGAAGAGAAUGGAAACUUCUUCCACAGCGCUUACUUGAUCGGAUCUGCAGGCACGGUGCUCGGCACGUACCGAAAGACGCAUCUGGGAGGUGACGAGGCCACUUGGGCAACACCCGGCAAUCAUCGUUGUGAAGUGAUUUCGGAUCCGGCUUUGGGCCGCGUUGCCAUGAUGAUCUCGGAUGAGGUUUGGAGUCCAGAAGUGUCGCGCUGUUUGGCACUGGCAGGGGCUGAGGUGGUGCUGCAUCCAGCCGACUGGGACAUCUUAGAAGCUGGCGAGAUGGCUGCCACGGAACGUGCCACAGAGAACCGUUUCCACCUGGUUUCGGUGAACAGGUUAGAUAGUCCUGGACGUUUGGGGUCACAAACGACACUGGCAGGGGAGUAUAUCGGAGGUGAACCAAUUCCGCUGAUGCGCUAUGGCCAGGGCAUUUGGUGCCGCUAUGGCGUGGAAGAACAAGUCAUCGUGGAGCUUCCUCGCAGGCAGGCUCACUGCAAAAUGAUGGGUGAUCACUUGGAUGUGUUGAAGAAACGAGCGCCAGCACUCUACAGCGUGUGUUGCAAGCCCAAGGAGGAGCUCUACGGUUGGCGACAGAUGUCACCAGAUCUUCAGCUUGGGAAACAAUUGGAGCUGCCUCGACAACAUCAGCACUGCCGAUUUUCAGAGGAUUUUUCCUGA
Messenger RNA from Cladocopium goreaui, 2280 nucleotides. The record is from the annotation of a GenBank genome assembly. NCBI's taxonomy places the organism in Eukaryota, Dinophyceae, Suessiales, Symbiodiniaceae.